Lottia gigantea (owl limpet) is the source of this 4309-nucleotide messenger RNA. RefSeq lists its product as hypothetical. The record is from RefSeq and is a predicted model, not a curated record. Bases 1 to 2487 code for a protein of 828 amino acids. NCBI's taxonomy places the organism in Eukaryota, Metazoa, Mollusca, Gastropoda, Lottiidae. Gene Ontology annotation, biological process: actin cytoskeleton organization. Gene Ontology annotation, molecular function: actin binding; small GTPase binding. The transcript has 15 exons.
AUGCAAAGUUACUCACCGACUCUGCUUCGGCAUAAUUUUGAUACUGAAUUCACUGAUAGUGAUUUUAUAUCGGAAAAGGGAAUAUUUUUACUGCAGCACCCUUCUCUCAGAAAUAUGUGUCAUCUGAGAAAAGAUAUCUCCAACUCGGAUGAGGAAUGGAUUAAGGAUUUUUUGCGUCAUCAUGGAUUAGAGCUGUUAUUUGAAUGUUUGGAUAACUUAUCUCGGUAUAAAUCAGAUUUGAUUAACAUUACUCUGCGUGUAGAAUGUAUUUUAUGCAUUAAGUCAUGUUUAAAUUCAAAACAAGGAAUUCAAUUCCUGAUCGGAAGUGAAAAUUACGCUCCCAAAUUUGCAACAGCCCUCGACACCACAAAUAUUAUGGUUAAGAAACAAGUGUUUGAGCUGUUAUCUGCAUUAUGUGUUUAUUCUCAAGAUGGAUACAGAUUAGCAUUAGAUGCUUUAGAUACAUUCAAGACAAUGAAAAAACAAAGAUAUAAGUUUAGUGUCAUAGUGAACGAAUUAAAGAAUGCUGAAUUAGUACCAUAUAAAACUACGUUGAUGGCCUUUGUAAACUGUAUCUUAGUUGGUACAGACGAUUUACAAGAGAGAGUUUCAAUUAGAAACCAGUUUAUUGGUUUAAACUUUCUGGAUAUCAUCAAUACAUUACGAGAUGACGAUAAUGAAGAUUUGGUUAUACAAUGUGAUGUAUUUGAUGAAGAACGUCAUGAUGACGAAGAAGAAAUAACCUCUAUUGUGUCUUGUACCAAUAUUGAUAUCAAUAAUCCACAACAAUUAUUCAGUGGUAUAUUGCAAAAGGUAUAUAAUACGCCUCAGGCCGAUACAUUCACAACAAUACUACAGGCUUUACUUCAUAUUGAUCCAGACGAAUAUAUCAGUGAUACACAAUGGACAGUGAUGGAAAGUGCGGCCAGAAAGUGUUUUGUGCUCCAUAAAGCAGUCCGGGACAGUGGUGUUCCUCCUCCCCCACCACCACCGGGAUUACCAGGCGGUGUUCCUCCACCACCUCCUCCGCCGGGGUUCCCUGGCAUGGUGCCACCACCACCCCCACCUCCAGGUUGUGGACCACCAGGCGCUCCGCCACCACCCUUCAUCGCAAGAGGCUCAGCACCACAGUUCAGGAUGCCUCCAUCAGGUCUACGAGGAUUUGAAGUUCCUCGUCCAAAACAUAAGAUGAAGACAUUCAAUUGGGCUAAGCUAUCGGCUCAUGUUCUUAAUUCUAAUGAUAAUAUCUGGAAAGAUGUAUUAAAAAUGAAAGAUAAGAUACAAGUCAAAUAUGAUAGAUUAGAACAGUUAUUCUGUCAGAAACAAGUUAAAACUGAAAGUAAAGAACAAACUAAAGCUAAACAACCAUCAGAGAUUAAUCUGCUAGAUAUGAAGAGAAGUAUGAAUGUGAAUAUAUUUUUAAAACAAUUUAAACGACCAAACAGUGAAAUUAUAGAAAUGGUAAAACAAGGUGAUCCUGAAGUUAUUGGCACUGAAAGACUCCUAGGUCUACAGAAAAUAGUUCCUGAAACUGACGAGAUCACAAUGCUGAAAGAAUUCACAGGAGAUAAAACUAAAUUAGGCAAUGCUGAAAAAUUCUUCUUGGAAACGACCACAUUACCAUUUUAUAAAACUCGUAUUGAUGGAAUGCUAUUGAAACAAGAGUUUGGUUUGAAUAUGGAUUGUCUACAUGAUAAUCUGACGGCUGUGAUUAAAGCCUGUAAAGGUCUAUUAGAAAAUGAUUCAUUGAAAGAUUUUCUACGAUAUGUUUUACAUACUGGAAACUUCAUGAACGCUGGAGGCUAUGCAGGUAAUGCCCUGGGAUUUAAAAUUGGAUCAUUGAACAAAUUAAUGGAUACCAGAGCUAACAAACCUCGUGUGACAUUAUUACAUUAUUUAACUGGUGAUGCUGAGAAAGAACAAGGUCAAAUCCUGUCAUUUGUUGGUGAAUUACUUAACCCUCUUACUGUAGCUUCCAAGUUAACUGUUGACAACCUGACAAGCGAGAAGAAACUAGCAUCCAAUAAUUUAAAUACACUAGAAAAAGAAGUUAGUAAAGCUGAUGACGAUGUUAAACUACAGUUUAAUAAAGGCUUCAAAGAAAUUCUAGAGGCUGAAUCACAGUUGGAAGAAAUAAACGGUUUAUCAAAUAAAUUAUCUGAAUAUUUCUGUGAACAAGAAUCGAAUUUUAAAUUAGAAGAUUGCUUGAAUAAUAUGAGAAUCUUCUGUGAAAAGAUUCAACAGUGUCAAAAAGAAAACGUCCAAAGACAACAGCAAGAAGAACGUGCUAUAAAGAGAAAGAAGGAACAAGAGGAAUUACGAGCUAAGAGAGAAGCCUCUGGUAAGAAAGAAGUAGUAUCAGAUAAUGAAGACUGUAUCAUUGAUAAACUGUUGUCUGAUAUAAAGAAAGGCUAUAAGUUGAAGAAAACGCAACCACAGAAGAAAAAGCUUCAAGAACAGACCAAAGUUCCUGUAGCGGCAGUGUAAUCAAAGGCUGUGAUAUGGUGCUUUCAAGAUUGUGGGACUAUUUAGAAUUUCCAUUCAACUAGUCCGAAACAUCUGUCUCUAUUGCAGCCUCUUAUAAUUAUAUAUUGUGACAAUUGCCGACAAAUUUCAUAAUAGCUAUUAGAGGGUGAAAUAGAGGCAAAUGUUUCGGUCUACCACUCAAACAAUUUCAAACACCAACUCGGCUUGUGGUUUAAAAGCCUGUGAUGGUUUUCAAGUUUGUGGUUUGGUUCAGGAUUGCCAGAAACCAAUGGCAACUCGACUUUUUCUUAGUGUAGUUUGGAAUACUUAGGUUGUGGUUAUGAACCAAAGUCAAAUUCGGGUUGUAAUUUAGAGUGUAAUUUCCACUUUUCACAAAAAAAUCCCAAAAAUCUAAAUUUAGUGGCAUAAUUACCAAAUUAAAAAAAAUGUUAACUUAUGGUAUGAAUCAGUAAGGUUUUAAACAUAGCCAAAGGAAGUACGAAACAAAUAUUUUACAAGGAUGCUAACUCAUUUAAGGAUCCUUUGGUCGGAACAAUGAUAAGCAGUGGCGUUGCCGCUCCCCCCUUGGUCCCCUCAACACUGUUAAUAAACCACACAAAAAUAUUAGUUUUGCUAUGUCCUUUAACAAAAUCCAAAGUAUUCCUUUUAGUGAGUUCUAGCCACAAGCCUUUAUCCUUUCAAGAUCAGUGUUAAAGUUUGCUUUUUUCAAUUGAAUAAAGUAUGUAUCCAAUUUUUUAAUAUUGAAAAGUGCUCGAAUAUACGUAAUAUUUAGAUAAUCCAAUACAUAAUUUUUACAUAUGUAGUUUAUCUAGUCAUUAGUAUUUGUAUGUAGGUUAUUUAGUACUGGCUAUAUUAAUUUAUCAUAGCAUAAGUAAAGGGUGAUAAUCAAAUAUAUAGACCAUAAAAUAUAUCUCGUCAAAAAUCAAAAUAUUUAAAUGUUAAAUUUGGUGAUGGUCACAUAGUUUUAUUGAACAUUUUUGAAAUAAAAAUCAAGAACAUUGAACAUUUUUUUUUUAAAUCGCAAUUUGCCCUUUUUUUCAAUAUACGUAUCAUUUAAAUUCAUUCUGUAUAUGGCUGUGAUUUUCUACUGCUUAUCGGAAUUGAUUUUUUCUUUGCUAUGAUAUUCAUUCAAAAUAUAAGUCGACAAUAUCUGCAUAAUUGAAAUGUAGUAAGGGUGCAAUUCCUAUGUGGAAGUGUAAAGAAAUACUUUUACAUGUUGAAGUUAACAUGGAUAAAAAGGCGAUUGCAAUAAUGGGGAUAAAAUGAAAAAAAUUUUACAGUUUAUUCAAAUAUAUUCAGGUUUGAUAUCUUGUGAUAUUAAUUAUAUGAUUUACCAAGUAUUUGUUUUUUAAGAUUGAAUUCCAUCAAUACCGAGCCUACUGAACAUUUACGGGCAAUCUAGACCAUGUUUGGGCGAAUUUAGUCGUAACUUACAUAAAAUUUGUGAAACGCUUAUUAUUUAUGUAUAUACCAAAAGACAUGUGUGAGAGGAGUUAGAUGUCUAGAGAUAUAUAACAGCCUAUAAUAAGCUUAUUAUCACAUUUAAAAAAAUCCUCUUUUUAUCGAUAAAACCCAUCAAAACCAAGUCAUAGUCAUAAUUGGGUCGGAUUUGGGGUGUUUUCGUUUUUGGGCAAAAUGUUAUUGGUGUUAUUAAUGCACAAACAAAAACUUGAAAAUCUCGUUUGGUUUACGUGAACUAAAAAGUAUAGAUACCUAUAUAAGAAAUCAUCGUUUAAAAUACUUACAUAUAUCAUUGUGGCAUUGGAAAUUAAUUACGCUUUGCUUAAAUAAAUUUUGUAAAUAAAACAGCAAUGCAAUUUCG